Manis pentadactyla (Chinese pangolin) is the source of this 3737-nucleotide messenger RNA. RefSeq names its product dynactin subunit 4 (gene DCTN4). Bases 36 to 1439 code for a protein of 467 amino acids. Lineage: Eukaryota; Metazoa; Chordata; Mammalia; Pholidota; Manidae. The transcript is spliced from 14 exons. Gene Ontology annotation, cellular component: dynactin complex. The record is from RefSeq and is a predicted model, not a curated record.
GCUACGGGAGCGUCAUUGACUCCUCCUUCUUCAAGAUGGCGUCUUUGCUGCAAUCGGAGCGGGUACUCUACCUAGUCCAGGGAGAAAAGAAGGUUCGGGCCCCGCUCUCGCAGCUGUACUUCUGCCGCUAUUGUAGCGAGCUGCGGUCGCUGGAAUGUGUGUCUCACGAGGUGGACUCCCAUUAUUGUCCCAGUUGCUUAGAAAAUAUGCCAUCAGCUGAAGCCAAACUGAAAAAGAAUAGAUGUGCUAACUGCUUUGACUGUCCUGGCUGUAUGCACACCCUCUCCACUCGGGCAACAAGCAUUUCCACACAGCUUCCAGAUGACCCCGCCAAGACCACCAUGAAGAAAGCCUAUUACCUGGCCUGUGGAUUUUGUCGCUGGACAUCUAGAGAUGUGGGCAUGGCCGACAAAUCUGUGGCUAGUGGUGGGUGGCAGGAACCUGAAAAUCCUCACACACAUCGGAUGAACAAACUGAUUGAAUAUUAUCAGCAGCUUGCUCAGAAAGAGAAGGUUGAGCGAGAUCGCAAGAAACUGGCGCGACGUAGAAACUAUAUGCCCUUGGCUUUUUCGCAACACACUAUUCAUGUAGUGGACAAAUACGGUCUUGGAACCAGGCUUCAGCGACCACGAGCUGGUGCAACCAUCAGUACCCUUGCUGGACUUUCCCUUAAAGAAGGAGAGGACCAAAAAGAGGCGAAGAUCGAGGCGGCUCAGGCUGUGGAUGGGGUGGAGCCGCUUCCUGAGGACUAUUACAUAGGACCCGUCAAUUUAACAGAAGUGACCACCCUUCAGCAGCGUCUCUCACAGCCUGACUUCCAACCAAUCUGUGCUUCACAGCUCUAUCCUCGUCACAAACACCUUCUGAUCAAACGUUCCCUGCGCUGCCGGAAAUGUGAACAUAAUUUGAGCAAGCCAGAAUUUAAUCCAACAUCUAUUAAGUUCAAAAUCCAGCUGGUUGCUGUCAAUUAUGUCCCAGAAGUGAGAAUCAUGUCAAUUCCCAACCUUCGCUACAUGAAGGAGAGCCAGGUCCUCCUGACUCUCACAAACCCUGUGGAGAGCCUCACCCAUGUGAUACUAUUGGAGUGUGAGGAAGGAGACCCCGAUAAUAUCUACAGCACCGCUAAGGUGGUAGUGCCUCCCAAAGAGCUCAUUUUAGCCGGCAAGGAUGCUGCCGCAGAGUAUGAUGAGUUGGCAGAACCCCAGGACUUUCAGGAUGAUCCUGACAUUAUAGCCUUCAGAAAAGCCAACAAAGUGGGUAUUUUCAUCAAAGUGACCCCACAACGUGAGGAGGGUGAAGUGACCGUGUGUUUUAAGAUGAAGCAUGAUUUAAAAAACCUGGCAGCCCCUAUCCGCCCCAUUGAAGAAAGUGACCCGGGCACAGAAGUCAUCUGGCUCACCCAGCAUGUGGAACUCAGCUUGGGCCCGCUUCUUCCUUAACAGGUCCCGCAAAGGAGAGCAUCACCACAAACCAGGAAUAAAAUGUGGAAGCUGCUGCUUCAUUAGGCCUUGUUCGUAACGAUGUACCCAUACGCUACUGAAUUCUGUUCCUAGGAGGUGGGGGACAUCGGCAAGGCAUUCGUAACACAGGUUAAUUGCUGUUCCUCUUGCUGUCACUUCUGUUAACACCAGUAAAUCUGUGUCUCCCUCACUGAACCCUGCACAUUGAACGAAAGCGUAGGUCCAUCCCAAAAAAGGGAUGGAUGUUUCUUGGAGUGGCAUUAGAUUUACCACCUGAGAAACUCUGACCAUACUGUAUCUCACCAUCUGAUCUCACAAAGGAUCGUAAUCUCACAGAUGAAACUUAAAGUGAUAACUGAAAGGUGGACCUAUAGCAUUGUUCUCAAUAUACCAACUGCUUUCUGCAUUCCAUUAGAUAAAACUUAGCAGUUUAAACAUAUGCCUUCACUUGCCAUUACGGCUCCCAUCUUACCGUAGAUUUCUAUUUGACAGAAAUUAUCACAUUGUCUUUAGUUUUGGGAUGAUUGGAAAAACCUGUGAAAUUCUUCCAGCACCCUCAUUUGCCUUCUUCUAAGUGGCUACAGGAUACUUAUUCACCAGUUGCUCUUAACACUUUUUCCAAUUGAAUUUGAAACUUUUUCUUUUAAGAAGAAUUUGAGAACCAAGCAAUUUUACAUACCAUGUCAAGGGGGUAGCAAACUGCAUUCAUUUUAAAUGUUAACACAAUACCCAGGGAUUAAUGCUGCCAGAGGGAGACAAUCCUUACAUAUCUUAUUCCCAACCCCUUCUCCUCUGCUCUCUUUAAUUCAAUAAAUUGUUCUGAGUAUUUGAGACCUGGAAGGAGCCCAAAGAAAACUUGGUGGACAAGUUCACUUUGGAAUGCAGAAAACAUUUUAAAGGUUAGAUUAUUAGCAUGAUCUGAACUAAUGUUCUCUCCAUUGAUCUAAAGGAGAAAACAACAAUUUAUAAUCUCUUGAAUCCAAAACUGGAUGUUAACAUAAAGAACACUUCUUCGUUCCUGACUUUAAGACUUUUCUCAUAUGCUGUGUCAAAUAGGACCACUUUGAUUGUGAACUAUGAAAUAGUUUAGCAAGUAGCCCAGCACACUGCCCAACAGCACACAUGCUGUCUGCAGUUGGAUCCUGCAGCUGGGUUGCUAACCUUAAUUUCUGUGAUGUUUUCUAAAACAAGACAACACAGUAAACCACCAGCUGCACCACAUUUUCUGUAAAUGUAUUGUUAGCAAGUGGCCAAUAGACAUUUGGGGGAAAGAGAAAUUUGUUUACCUUGGUUUUGUUUUUAGGUUCAAGCCUUUAGUUUAAAAAGAAGUUAAGAUAUAGUGCUGUACAAACAGGACAUACUAAUUUAUCAGCUCCCUCUUUAAAAGACACUAAAUUGUACUCUAAGGUUAAGCCAAUUUUAUGAAACAAUAUUCUACAGAGUAAGUAUAUGCUACAAUGUAAGAAAAAAUACAUCUCUAAUAUGACAGUAACAAAUAAGGCUAGUUAGCCUUUUAGGAGUUGGGGCAGCGGGUUGUAUAGUGACAAAUCUGCAGGCCAUACAAAUAGGUUAAUUUUUUGUGACCCCACAGAGUGUCACAUUUUUAUUUCACUACCUGCUAGAGCCUACUGUGAAAUGGGCAUCAAAGUAGGGGAUAGCUUGCUAUGUUUACACAUUUGCGUGUCGUGCAUUUAUGGCAUGUAGCUGGUAUUUGUUCCUAAAAGUAAUAAUGUUGAAAUAACGGGCCUCAUCACCCCCAUGUGACACAGAAACACAAAAACACUGAUGAUCUUAGAUUUUAUUUUCCUUCGGGAGCAAAAAUUAGUUUACAAAAUAACAGAGCCAUUGGUUUAAAUGUUUCCUCAGAUGUAUACAGUGCUAACAGGUAUUCUGUGUGUUAGCAGAAAUUGUUUAACACCUGUAGCUGGUGUUAAAUUACAAUUUUGUUGCUCUUUAAUAUUAGAUCGGGUGCAAGAUUUUUUUAAUGCAUAGUCAUUGUGCACUGCUGCAGAGAAUUUGAAGUCAUUAGAACUAGAAACUAUAAUUUUGGAAACUUAAGGCUAAGUUAAUUUGGAUUUGUGAUUUGAUUAGCUCACCAAAGUUUUCUUUUGUUGAAAGUGCUUACAGGCAUAAUCAACUAAGUAAAUGUCACGUAUAUUUCUGAAGAAACAUCCCUUUUGGGAAUGAGAGACACUCUUGGAUCUUUAUGAAUGACAGGUUCCUGUUUUGCCUUAUAGCUUACCUUAACAGUAGUGAAAUAAAGCAGACAAAGCUUGA